GAUUCUUCGCAGGGGAACAGCAUAUACCAAAUAGAUAUUCUGAAGCGAAUCAAAACGAACUAUCCCAGUCUUGAAGUGAUUGCCGGGAAUGUUGUCACGCAGGCUCAAGCCAAAAAUCUGAUUGACGCCGGCGCAGAUUGCCUGCGGGUCGGAAUGGGCAGUGGAUCCAUCUGCAUCACUCAGGAAGUUUGUGCUGUUGGCCGAUCGCAAGCAACCGCAGUUUUUAAGGUAACUGGUGUUGAAUAUAAUGACCGCUUUUCCCUGACAACGCACUGCCAAUAA
This is a messenger RNA of Protopolystoma xenopodis, 282 nucleotides long. The record is from the annotation of a GenBank genome assembly. Lineage: Eukaryota; Metazoa; Platyhelminthes; Monogenea; Polystomatidea; Polystomatidae.